AUGAAUAAAAAUAUUCACAGUAAGAUUUGCGAACUAAACCAAAAUACUUCACAAGAUGAAUUAAAUAUUGCACUGAACAAUUUAAAGGAAAGAAAUAAAAACAACAAAAAUGGCGCUAUAUUAAAUGAUAAUAAAAAUAAAUUUCAAGAAAAGCAAUCAGAGCAUGAAAAUGAUAUACAUCGUACAUUAAAAAUAAAUAAUGAAUUGGAUGGAAAUUUAAAGAUUAUAGAAAAUCUCGAGCAAAAAUAUUUCUACUUACAAAAUGAAAAAGACAAAAGAAAGAAAAAAAAACAAUUUUAUAAAUUAGGAAAUUCAAUUUUAAAUAACCUGGAUCCUAACAAUAAAUUGGUAUUUUUAGAUACAUGCGAGAAUAAAAAAGAAAAUAAAGAAAACCCUGGCUCUUUUUAUUUCUCUAAUGAUUCCUAUGAAACUUAUAGUAGUAAUAAUAAUAGUAGUCAAAAAAAUUAUACAUUCGAAAAUCGAAAUGAUGAGGAUUAUAAUUCGUUCAAAAAUUCCACUAAAUAUAUACAAAGCAUUUUGAAUAGGAAUCCUGAUGUGAAAUUAGAAAAUUUCAACACCAGAUAUAAUCCAUUUGUAAAAAAUGAACAAAAAAAUGUCAUUUAUUACAUGAAAAAUGAAGAAAGUAAUUUUAUUUCUAAUAAGGAUAAUAUCAGCAGUGAAAAUGAUGACAUAGACAAUGAUAACUACAAUAAAUUCCUCAUUUCAAGCUUCACUAAGAGUGCAAAAGAAAAUGUUAAAACUGAAAAAAAAAUACAAAAUAUAAAGGAAAAACUACACGAAAUAAAUUAUAAACCACAAAAUUUAUAUAAUAAAAUUGAAGAGGGAUAUGUUCAGAAACUUAGAAAUAAUGGAAAUUAUUUCAACCCUGAGAUAGACAAUUACUAUAACACAGAUAAUAAUAAAAGUUUAUUUCCAAAUAAAUCUAAUGAAAAUAAUUGUAUGUUUGAACAAAAUAUAAAAGAUUUUCCAUAUCAAUGCUAUUCAGGUGAUAUUAGUUUAAAUCAAAAAAUACCUCUAGGGAAAGAAAAUUACAAUGAUCAAUAUGUAAUAAGCAAUUACAUAAAACAAACUAAGAAUGAGAUCGAGGUAAUAACUACUGAUGAAAAUAGAAAUAAUGCGAGUUUAGUUAACCUACAAAAAUUGAAAAACAAUAAUUUUACAAAAAAUAACCAUGCAAUUUAUACCAAGCCAAUUACAUACAAAAAUAAUAAAUUAUACAAUAGCUACAAUUAUAUAAAUAAAAAUUUAGAAUAUACACAGAACGAUGUAAAUAAUAUAAACACACCCAACAUUCAUAAACUUGUUCGAGAAAACAUACCACCCAAAUCGCAGGAUGGACAAUUCAUAAACGAAACAUCCAAUUUUGGUAGCAGAAUAAUCAAUGGUAACGCUUCUACAAGUUUAUGUGACGAAAAUUUGGAAAACAAUAAUGCAAAUAAUAUAAAUAACGCACUAAAUAGCAAUACCGAUCUAAAAUUUCACUCCAAAAUUGAUAUAAGCAAUUUACAUGUAAAAAAUUGUGCAAACAAUAUGAAUCGGGGAAACGAAAACGCAAAUAAUAUAAACAAAAUAAUAAUAAAUUAUAGAAAUAAAGAAGAAGCAAAAGAAAAUGCAAAAAAUAUAAAAAAGGAAACAUAUAUCAACGAUAUAAAUCCAUCCAGUGUGGGGAAUAUUAUCAAUCCAAUAGAUUCCAGCAUGAAAUGGAAUAAUAAUAGUAAAAUGGCCAAUAACAUGUCUAGUAUGAAUAAUAUAAAUAAAGAAAAAUACUGGAUAAAGAAAACAUAUCUAGAUAAUACCGAUAUAUGCAAUGCUGAUACAAUGAGCGUGCCAAAUAAUAUGAAUAAAUUAUAUGAUUUAAAAAAUGAAAAACCAAAGAAAAAAAAUAAUGACCUAAAUAUUAAAAAUAAAGAAAUAGUAAUAAAUUCAGGAAAAUACCAAGAAAAUAGCACAGAAAAUAACAAUAGACAAAUUAUGAAAAAUGAUAUAAAACUAACUAAAAUUUUUUUUAUAGAUUCAGAAAACCAAAUAAUAAAUAGUGACACUAAUAAACUCGGGAAAGAUAUAAUAUACCACAAUAAUAGACAAGUAAAUGAACUUUAUAAUAAGAAGCUUUCAUAUUUUGAUGAACUGGAAAAUAUGGGUUCUGGGAAAAAUGAUUCAUAUGCAAACUGGAACAGAAAUAUGAAAUUAAAAUUUGAUGAAAUUCAUUCUAAUGAUUAUCCUAUUUUCCAUGAUCAAAAUAGUAGAAAAAAUUGGGAACAAAGUUUCAAUAAACACUCAAAUCACUUAAAAGAGGUAAACAAUCAAGGAAAAGAUUUAAUCUCGAAUAAUAGUAUUAACACUACUAGCGCAAAUUUUAAAUUAUCCCGGCAAGAAAACUCAAUAAAUUAUGAACAUGUAAAAGAUUAUAAAAGAAAAUAUUAUAAUAUAAAUUAUAAUGAGUUUAAACAUAAUCAGUUAUUAGAUAUAAAUGAUACUGCAAAUCUUAAUCUAUCAAAUCAAUAUAUUAACAAAAAUUUUAUGACAACACAUAUUAUAAAUGAUGACGAAAAUUUAUUAGGAUCUACUAAAAUAAGUUCUUUUGAUGGUAUUAUAAAAUUGGAAGAUGAAAAAAAUACUGAAUAUUUAACUGGUGAAUAUUGUUAUAUUAACAGCAAAAGGGAAGAAAACAAAUUGUAUAACAACGAAAACAUAAAUUGCUUUAAAAAAUAUAAAGACAUUAACACGAACAUCAAUAAUGAAAAGUACAAUGCUAAUGGAAAAUAUAACAAGAGCAAUUUUUUUUCAUCAGUCAAUAUAAGCGAUAAAGCAAAUGCUAAAAAUAUAACGGAAAAUGGAAAAUAUAAAUCAUAUCAAAAAGAUUAUAAUUUAAAAACUUUUAAAAAUAAAUCAGUAAAUCCUCAAGGUCUUUUACAAAUAAAAAAUAAUACAGCAGAGAUACAAAAUAACGAUUAUAAUUUUAGGCAUCCUAGUUUUUAUUUUAAUGAAAUAAAGCAUAUAGAUCAGGAGAAAAAAAAAUCAAAAUAUGAGAAUAGUAGUAAUCCAAACAAAAUAUAUAUUAACGACUUUUUGGUUCAAAAUGAUAAUGAAACAAUCGAAUACGAUUUUAACGCAAAUAACAAAAUUAAGAAUGAAAUAUUUAUUAGUAACCAUGACCCAAUAAUUCGAACAAAUACAGACACGGAAAAAAAUGAUAAUGUGAAUAAUUACAUUAUUGAAGGAAAAUACAACAUCAAGAAUGUUAUAAAAGAAAGUAGAAGCAUCACAAUGUGUUAUGUAAUACAGAACAUUCUUCAAUACAGUAACAAAAUUUUUAACGAUCUAUACGUGAAUAGUGAUUUGCUAAAAAAAAAGAAACGAAAUGAACUUAAUUUAUAUUUAAUAAAAUUAAGAGAAAAUAAUUAUGAACAAUUUUUUUUUAACUUAAAUAAAUAUUUUGAAGCGUUUCUAGCAUUUCUGAAUUCUAAUUAUAUAUAUAAAUGUAAUUCAUCUAUAUUAUAUAAUAUUUGCAUUGUUGUAAAAAACUUAUUUUUUUUACUAAAUUUCGGGGUAUAUAUUUUUCACAUAAUUAAAGUAUGUGCAUAUUGUAUUGUUAAAUUAAUCUUAAUGAAUCCAAUUCCUAUUAUUGAUAAGACAUGGUUUUUUUUAUUAAAUUUAUACAGAUAUAUAUUUCAAAAAUUAUACGAACAUUUUAAAAUAUAUUUUAAUAAUAAUGAAAAUCAUCCAAUGGAUAAAGAAUCACUUGAGAUUUUGAUAUCUUUUAUAAAUACCUUCAACGAAAUUAUUAUAGAAUAUGGGAAAAUAAGGGUAAUAUCAAGAAAUAAAAAAAAAGAAGAAUUAAUUGCGUUUCCUUUGUAUGAAGCACUCAAGCCAUUUUUCUUCCUGAACACAACAUACUAUGGUAAUUCUCCAAAAAUGAACGAAAAAAACGAGGUAAAUUUUCUGACAAAAAUAUUAACCAGCUCAAGUGGGAGCAGUUAUUGUAAUAGUAGAAGCGAUUCCAGUAAUUCUAACAACUAUGAAAGCUAUUAUUCGAAUAAAUAUUCACAAAGAAAUUCGAUGGAGAAAAGUUAUGAGAAAAUAGAGGAUUUUAUAAAUAUUUCCAAUAAAUAUUAUCAAACAGUUAAAAGGAAACAAAAACAUGAAAACAUAAAUAAAUUUUAUAAUGAAAAUUUCGAUUUGCUCGAUUAUAAAUCACAGUGUUCUGAAAAAAGUCGAAGGGAAAAUACAUUUGAAUAUAUCAACAAUACUAGUAAUGAAAUAUUCCAUGAAAUAUUAGACAAACAAAAUAAAGAACAUAUUAUUCACUCAAAGAAUUAUAUUCUGGAUGCAAAAAACCAUAUAAAAAAAAAUAAUGACGAUGAAUUGUCAAUUUAUAUGCGAAAUAAUUUACUAUGCUCUAUGCAAACUCUUAUAAAGAUGUUUUCUCAUAUUUAUAUAAACAACUGGGAUAAAAUUCUUUAUUAUUAUGACGAAAAUACGAAUGAGCGUAUUCCAAUAUUUUUAAAUAUAAUUAUAAAUAAUCAUAAUCAAAAACUAAGAACUAAUUCAAUUUUAUGUUUAAAAUAUCUAUUCGAUUGUAAGCAACUCAAAUAUUGGUUUUUAUUAAAAACAAAUAUUUAUAACUCAGACACUAAUGAUUUUAACAAUCGUCAAUCGGCUUUAAAGUAUGAAGAAAGCGCAAUCAGUGUCUCUAAUAUGGCUAUGGAUCAAUCCAAAGACAAUAAUAGUCAUAGUAGUUUUAAUAAUAGUAACGAUCAUAACAAAAUUGAAAAAAGUAUAGACCCUACUAAUAGGGGAAAAUAUUAUCAACAACCAUUAAAUGACACAUAUGCCCAUGAACAAGGAUAUACCUUAAUGGUUAUGGCGAAUGAUGAUAUGCCUUUAAGAAAAUAUACAUGCGCAGAAAACGAAACGCAAAUUAAAUAUAAUUAUGCUGAUACUCAAAUGAGGAAUAUUAUAUGCCCAGAAAUUUUAUCAAGUCUAAAAAAUAUUGUAAAUGAUAACAAUAGUGAUACCAGUGGAUGUAUCAUAGAUAAAAAUGUAGACAACGGAAAUGAAAAAGAUACUUAUACCAGUGGCAAAAUCAUUGAAGAAAUUAACUCAAAUAAUCAAGAAUCCUUAGAAAAACAAAACGAAAAAAAUAAAAUACAUAAAAAAGGAUCGACAUAUACAAAUGUAAACAAAGGGAAUAAAAAUUUGAAUUAUUCUAUACAAACACAUGGAGGCACAGAUUAUAAAACUGGAAAUAUAAAUUAUAAAAAAUUAAUGAUAGAAGAUAAUAUUAUAAAAAUAUUAUCUCACUUAAUUAAAUUAAUAAAUAAAACGUACUUAUUAAAUAAUGAAGAUUAUUUCUAUACACCAAUAGACAGAUUAAAUAUUUAUCGAUUUUUUUUGCGAGUUUCACAAUCUAUGUUGUUAAAAAAAUAUAAAAACUUAUUAAUGAAAAUUUUUAAAACAUCUUUUUUUUAUUUAUUAAAAUAUCUUAUAUAUUUUAAUAAUGGAGAUAUGCUACCAUUUUGUGGGAAAAAAGUAGUUCAAAAUAAAAAUAAUUUAAAAAAUAAAAAACAACAUAUAUUGCAUAAUAACAGCGAUAAUGAUUUGACAUUUUUAAAUAAUGACCAGUCUAUAGAUAAGGGAGAAAUAAAAAAAAAAAAAAAAAAAAAUCACUCUCUUUCGAACAAUUUUCUUUAUAUCAUAGAUGAGCACAAUUCUCAAAAUAUUCGCAAAACACAACCAUUCAUUCAAAAUACUUCUGACAUCUCAACUCAAGUCGUAGAAAAUGAUUAUAUAGGUGAAGAACAUAUGUUUAAAACGCUAAAUAAUAACUCAGAAUGUUUCAAGCAAAUGGAGAGAUAUGAAGAAGAUAACAUUUACAUAAUCAAAGAUGUUGAGAAAUCAUAUUCUUAUCAUGAAAAAGAACUGAAAAACAAUUUAAAAUGUUUCUCGUAUAAUAGUGAAUAUAAUGAUAAUUCUUAUGGAAAAACAACAAUAAAUAAGAUAAAACAUAAAGAUAUAGAAAUAUAUACAAAACAAUUUUUACAAGAGGAUAUUAAAAACGAAACAUACUUUAAAUAUAAAAGGGAAAAAGUUAAUAACAAAUUCAAAGAUAAAGAAUCGAUGAAAAAUACAAUUGUUGAAAAAAUAAAAACAAAACAUCUUGAUAUAGAUAAGCACAAAAUCGGUAAACUUGAUGCUUAUAAAGGCAAUAAUUUGGAUAUUAUUGAAAAUAAGGAGAAUACCGAAACACAUAAUGGGAAUAUCCAACGUUUCAGAAGUUUCUAUGAUAGGGUGCAAAGUGCUAAGGAUUUUAAUGAUGACGAAAUGAUUUUCAAUCUCAAAGACCAUAAAAGCGAUGAAAGUAAAUGUGAAAUGAAAAGGGAACAUAUAGAAGAAGACAUAAUUUCGAUAUAUUCUGAUAAAAAAACAGAAAAAAGGAGAAACAAUAAAAGCAAUGAAUUUUUUCAAGUUUUCCAAAAUGAAGAAAUGGAACAAAAUACACAAAUGAACAAAAAUGAAAACGAAAUAUCUUAUUUGUAUAAAAAUAUUAACAAAAUAAAUAGAAAUCUUUUAUGCAAAAAAACUUAUGAACUAUUAAUACGAGUAUUAUAUUGCAAUGAAUAUUCAAAGAAUUCAAAAUAUAUAUGUACAAUAACUGUUAUUAUAAACAUUUUUUCAGUUUUAUUAUCUGAAUAUAAUGAUGAUAUAUAUAAUUUUUUAUGCACCAAUAUUUACAGAAAAAAUAUAAAUAAAAACUUAAACAAUCGAAAUAUAUUUUGUGAAAAUUCUACUCAAAAUUAUUUGUACAACAUCUCCUUUGUGCAAUUGAUAUAUUUCAUGCUUAUAUUUUUAUACAAAAUAUUUUAUCAGACAUGUGAUGAGGUAAAGAAUAAUUUAAUAACCAAUAUAGGUAAGCCUUCAACUUACAAUAUUAAUGACACUUUUAAUAAUGUUGUAAAAUGGAAUCGCCCAAAUGAGAAUGAUUAUAACAAUAAAAAUUGUGGUGCGAUAAAUAACCAGUUUAGCACAAAUGUCAAAUAUGAAACGGGUCGAAAAAACGACGUACUAAAUAAAGACUACAAUACUAACUGUGAUAACAAAACAAUCUAUAAUAAUAUCGAGAGUUACAAUGAUAUGGAAAAUUUCAGUAACAAAAAUAAUUACCUUAACGAUAAAAAAACUUCUAUCAACAAUUCAUAUACUGAACGUUUCAACAAAUACAUUACAUCAUAUACACAAAGAGAAUUUAAUAAAAAUAAAAACGUAAAUAUAUUUGAUAAAUAUAAUUUGAUACCUUAUGAUAUGCAAAUAUUUAAAAAUAUGUUUGUAGUUUUUCAAAAGACGCUGAAAUAUUAUUUAUUUUGUUACAUGCAUUGUUGGAACGAUGUAAAAACCUUGUUGGAAUAUUUUUUGCAAUCAGAAAAUAUAAAUAUAAAAAUAAUUUCUAUUAAAAUAGUGAUUGAUAUUUUUACUUUUAUAAAUGCCUACUACGAAGAUAAGACUAUUGAUAAUAAUAAUAAUAAUGAUGAAUCCGAACUAUCAGUUUUAAAAUCAAAAGCAAAAGACAAUACUAAAAACAGUCCUAUAUUUACCAAUGAGGAUGCUUCAGAACAAACUAAUAUCGGUGGAAGUUCACACGAAAGAAAAAAGGCGAAAAAAAAAAAAAAAAAAAAUGAUAAUUUGAAUGAUGCUGCACAACCGGAUGAGGAAAGAAAAAAUUAUUCCGAUACAAUAAAUUUGUUUGAAUGCUCAAAAAGUGAUUUAUACAAUUUUACAAAUGUGAAAAAUGGAAAUCAACAAAUAUAUAAAAAUAGUAGUGAUAAAAAAAAUAGUAUUCAUUGUGACAAACGUGAACAGGAUGAAAAAAUGAAUAAACAAAGAGAAAAUAAUAGCAAUCAUAUUAGCAAUUCGAAAUGCCAAGAAAAUUACAAAAAUUACCAAAAAAACAAAUUUAUGAAACUAGUAGAAAGAGAUAUGAUAUAUUUGUUUAGAAAAUAUAUAUUAAUGCAUAUACACAGCAUAAAUAAAAUAGACAAUGAUACAAUUAAUAAAAGAAAUAAAAUAAAGCAUGUAUUCUUUAAUACAAUUAUAUGUAUAUCUCAACUAAGUUAUGAAGGUUUUAAAGUUUUAAAAAUUGAAGAUAUACAAAAAUUAACUAAUUUAAUUUCUUCUUGUGUGAAUAAUAUCAAAUGCAAUAUAAUUACUACACUCAGUAAAUAUAUUAUUAAAUAUAUAUUUACCUUUAAUAAAAAAUUUAUACAAAUGUAUGAAAAAAAAAUUAAUCUCUUACAUAUAAAUUCGGCAAAUGUAUAUUAUAAUAAUAUUCUUUCCACUCAAAAUAAUUUCCACAUAACAAAAAAUAACUUCAAUAUUGAUAUUUUACUCAAUGAAAAUUCCAUUUCGCCUUCUGGUUCUAAUAUACAAACUAAUGAAUCCCUUCAAAAUGAAGCAAGUGGAAAUAAUAAUUAUAUGAACAUGUUGAAAACAUAUCAAAUAAGCGAUUUUAAAAACCGUUCUUUCUUAAAUUCUUCACAAAAUAAACAAGAAAAGUACUACGAAAUUGAACAAGAUAUUCAUGAAAGUGGUCUUGCUUCUCCAUUUUUUGUUUCACCAGGUUCUAAUGAGUUUUUUCAAAAAAAUAAUUCAUCUAAUCAUACUUCUACACUUAAUAAUACUUUUUCUGAUAAAUCUGAACAAUGCUUAAAAAAUAUGAAUAAGAGUAGUCGGAAUUAUUCUUUUGACAAUUUUUUUUGUAAAAAUAGACAGAUCGAGGUAGAUAGUUGUAGGAAUGAUAAUAAUGGUACUACUAUCUAUAAUAGUAUCAUUCAUAAUAGAAAACCAGAAAUAGAAAAUAUGAACAAUAAAGAACAGCAUUUUACAUAUUUUAAUGCAUAUAAUGAGACAAAAAAAGAAACAAAUGAUAAAGAUUCAUUUAAAAACAUGAACACAAAUAAAUUUAUUAAAUUUGAUAAUCAUCAAACUAUAUCACAAAAAGAAAGUGAUAAUAACAAUGAUUAUUUCAAAAACGAUAAAUUAAAAAAAAUGGAAACUAAUACAAAAAAAUACAUCAAUAAAAUUAAUAUACAAAAUAGUAACGAUAUUUUAAUGUGUAAAAAAGAACACACAGAGAAUUUAGAUAACAUAUCACAUCAAUAUACUGAUGAUAGAAAAAAUAAUGACAAUAUAGAAAACGAAAACUACUAUAACAAUAUUAAACUAGAAAACCAUCAAAUUAACGUUAAAGAAGACAAUAGCAUACUUAAUAAUAGUGUUUACAUGUUAAGAAAACAGAAAAACGAAAAAAAAUUAUUUGAAUUAUAUUAUAUAUAUAUUUAUAUUAUUAUUCACAUAAUAAAAUUUUACAAUGAGUCUUUUGUAGAUUUAAAAUACUAUAUAUAUAACUGUAUAUGUGAGAUCGCGAGUUCGUACAUUCCUUUUUAUUUCACCCAAAAUAAUAUAAAAAGCUUCUCUUAUUAUAGUAAUCACAAUAGUGAAGAAAAUAAAGAUAUUAACGAAUUUAUAAGUUUUAUAAACAAUAUUAACGUAUCUACAAAUAUAAAUGAUUUAAAAUUAUAUAAUUUUAAUAACAAAAAAAAGGAAAAAAAAUUAAAGACUAAAAAAAUACUCAAAAAAAUGUAUAAUUCAGAUAAUGUAAAUGAUCAUCAUACCCAAGCUUCCAAACUUGAGUUUAUUCAGUCGCAAAAAUCUGCUACAAAAACAUAUGAAGAAAAUGAAUAUUCGGAGAUUCCUGGGUCAUCGAUUUCUACAUUUAUAGGAACCGAAAAAUUAUCUAGUAAUGAAAGUGGCAAUGAAAGAAUAUAUAAUUUGUCUAAUUCAAAAGAUGAGAAAAUUGAGAACAAUAGUUGCAUAGAACAAAAAACAAAUUCCCGGAGUAUAUGUACAGGUACCAAAUUAAAAAAUAUUCAAAAUCCUCGAGAAAGCAUACAUGAUGAUUUUUCAACCAGCAUUUAUUUAAUUUCUUAUAUUGAAUAUGUUUACAUAUUAUUGUUAAUUAUAAGAGGAAAUAGGAAGGUAGAAAAAGAUCGAGCCAUUUGUUGUAUUAUUAGGUAUUUGGGUUUUAUAUGUAAAAACAUGAACUUCUUUUUAUUUAACUCGAUUAAUUUAGUGUCUCCAACUUUUCUUAACAAAUAUUUUGUAUACCUAAAUAAUUUAAUCGAAAAGAACAACUUUUUUGAUUACUCCAAUUUUGAUAGUCAAGAAGAAGAGAUAAGUCAAAUUGGAGGAAAAAAGAAAAAAAAAAUCAAUAAAAAUGUAGCAAAGAAUAAUAGAGAAAUUAGAAUACCAGAAAAUAUUCACAAUGAAAAAUUGGAUAGCCAAUCAUGCAAAAAUUGUAUGAAGAAAUAUAUAGAUACACAAAAUGAAUUUAAUCAUGGAUGGGAAAACGAAGAUAUUAAAAAAAAUACACACGAUAAAGAUGAAAGUAAUGGCCAAGAUGUCGAAAAAAUAGACAAUAUGGAUAAAAAAGAAUCAGUGAGAAAUUCAAAGGAUAAAUUGUAUCACUUAUUCUUAAACAUAUAUGUAAAAUACGAAUAUGACUUCAAUCAUUGGUUCAUUUCUUCGAAUAAAAAUAUAAAUAAGGAAAGGACAAUUGAAAUAAAUAGUAAAAAGGGUGAUUACAUUAAAAAUCUAAAUUAUUUACUGAAUAAUAACGAACAGUCAAAAAGAAACAGUAAAAACAAAACUCGAAACACCGAAGAUAUCAUAAGAAUAAAUCCUCAAUUAGAUAUUCCAAGCAAAGAAUGGAUUGAAUGCUAUUCUUAUAAAAAAAUAAAAAAUAUAUCACCCAAUUCAAUUGUAAUAGAAAUAAAAGAUAUAUUCAAUUCUACUAUAAAUAAAAAUGAUAUUCUAAAUAACCCUAAUAAUAUCGACUCAAAAAUAAUAUUAUAUUUAUUAUCCGUUGUAAAAGAUCAUAUAAAAAAUAAAAUAACAUGGAACGUUCUUUAUGCAUUUAAAUUAAUCUAUAAUAAUUUUUCAUUUUUUUUUGCACACAACUUCACAAAUUUACAUAAUAAAAUAUUAGAUAGUUUAAUUAAUAUAUUGAGAUUUACAAAUGUAUAUAAAAUUAAAAUUUUGUCUUCUUUAGCAUUAAUGCAUAUACCCUUAUAUUAUAAUAUUAAUAAAAAUAAGUUAAAAGAAUUAUGGGAUACUUUAAUAUCGAAUAUUAUUUUUUUUGAUGUUACCUUUUCAAAUGAUGACAAAUCUAAUAUGAAUUCACCUUGUUAUUAUUAUAAUAAGGGAGCAAAUUAUUUUACUAUAAGCAAAAAAAAUGAAUAUAAAUAUAAAUGUACAUUAAGAAUAAAUAUUUGUGAAUUAUUAUACAUAUGCAUAUAUAGAUCAUAUAUACAUUCAAAUAUAAAUACAAGCAUAGAAAUUAAUAAUGAACAAAUUAAUUGUUACGAAAUUUUUAAAAAAUACACACACAUAUUUAACAUAAAUAACGAUUUGCACAUAUACAACUUAACACAUAUAUUUAAUAACCAUGUAUUAUAUUAUUCAUUUUAUAACAACCUGAGUAAAGAAAGUGAAGACAGUUCGAGCAUUCCCAACAUUAUCUCCAAUUGUGAUACCCCAAAUCCGAAAGCGGGGAUAACACAACAAGACGAUGACCUCAAAGAAAAGCAAACCUUACAAACCGAACAAUCAAAAUCCAAUGAAAACGCAUUUAAUGAAUCAAAACAAAAAAAGGAAAAUAUAUACAACGAUGAAACCAUUGAAUUUCAAUUAUUUUUAAAUCGACAUUUUGAUAAAUAUAACUGUGUCUAUAGAAAUUUAUUGGAAUCAAACAAAAACCCAAUUUUUCUGGCACUUUUUUUAAAGCUUCAUUACGAGAUUAAAAAUUCACUAAAAAAAAUUCAGAAAAAAGGGAUACAUAAUAACGGGUAG
Messenger RNA from Plasmodium berghei ANKA, 11925 nucleotides. Its product is annotated as conserved Plasmodium protein, unknown function. NCBI's taxonomy places the organism in Eukaryota, Apicomplexa, Aconoidasida, Haemosporida, Plasmodiidae. The transcript has a single exon. The coding region runs from base 1 to 11925 and encodes 3974 amino acids. The record is from RefSeq and is a predicted model, not a curated record.